GGUCCUGGUCCAAGGGCAAGGUGUGGGAACCCCUGUAGUUCUGCCGACGGCCUGCUGGACGCGCUGUUGACUGCGAAGUGCCACACAGACGCCAUCUUGAGGAGACCCCGACCGCAGCGCUCGUUGGUGGUGAUUGACAACAAUCUCAGGCGCAUCAGGAUGGGAUUACUCACUAACAAGUAAAACAGCAUCCCAUCAGUUUUGGGUUGCAGACGUUACAGGGAAAGGAGAGGGGCUGUCCGGCGAGUGUUCACCGCUCCAAGUAAGGGGGUUUUUUUGUAAAGAGAGAGGCUGCUCUGUAGCCUGAUGGCCGGCUAGCUGCUCUCUGGACUCCACCGCGGCCUGCUCGGGAGGAGGAAGGGUGGUGACGGCGCAAAAUGCUCUACCGCUGACUCCCAACAAGACAGUUAUCCUACCCAGAGACUCGCUGCGAGUUGGACGACGAGCACGAUGCACUUAUAGAUUUUUUUAAGCGUUCUUAACUUUCCGAUUUUUCGUUGUGUGUAGAGGCUCUGAACAACAGUGAGUGCCGUCUUGCGUACCCUGAAUUCCCAGCCUGAGACAUGUCAUCCAACUGCACCAGCGCAGCGCCUAUCAGCGCUAGCAAAACCAAGACGAAAAAGAAGCAUUUUAUAGGACAGAAAGUGAAAUUAUUCCGUGCAAGUGAGCCCAUUCUCAGCGUUUUAAUGUGGGGUGUCAACCAUACGGUUAACGAGUUAAGUAACGUGCCUGUACCAGUAAUGCUGAUGCCAGAUGACUUUAAAGCCUACAGUAAGAUCAAAGUGGACAACCACCUAUUUAACAAAGAAAACCUGCCUAGUCGCUUUAAGUUCAAAGAGUACUGUCCCAUGGUGUUCCGAAACCUGAGGGAGAGGUUCUGCAUCGAUGACCAGGACUACCAGAACUCUCUGACGAGGAGCGCCCCACUCAACAGCGACUCCCAGGGUCGCUUCGGCAACCGCUUCCUGUCCAGCUAUGACCACCGCUUUGUAAUCAAAACCGUGUCCAGUGAGGACAUCGCUGAGAUGCACAACAUCCUAAAGAAAUAUCACCAGUUUAUAGUGGAGUGUCAUGGCAACACGCUGCUCCCUCAGUUCCUGGGCAUGUACAGGCUAACAGUGGACGGGGUGGAGACGUACAUGGUGGUGACCCGGAAUGUAUUCAGCCAUCGUCUCACUGUACACCGCAAAUAUGACCUGAAGGGUUCUACAGUCUCAAGGGAAGCCAGCGACAAGGAAAAGGCUAAAGAACUCCCCACUUUUAAAGACAACGACUUCCUAAAUGAAGGCCAGAAACUACAGAUAGGAGAUGACAACAAGAAAUACUUUUUGGAGAAGCUAAAACGGGACGUAGAGUUCCUGGCCACCCUAAAGAUCAUGGACUACAGUCUCCUGGUGGGCAUCCAUGACGUGGAGCGGGCAGAGCAGGAGGAGAUGGACGUGGAGGGCGUGGGAGAGGAGGAGGAGUACGAGAACGACGGGAUGGGCGGAGGUGUGCUCACGGGCUCCUUCGGCACGCCUCCCGACAGCCCUGGAAACCCUCUCAACUGUGGAGGAUUCUUCGGCCCUGGAGAGUUUGACCCCUCUGUGGACGUUUACGCAAUCAAGAGCCACGACAGUGCUGUGAAGAAGGAGGUAUACUUCAUGGCUAUCAUCGACAUCCUCACGCACUAUGACGCUAAGAAAAAAGCUGCACAUGCUGCCAAAACUGUGAAACACGGGGCGGGGGCCGAGAUCUCGACGGUGAACCCAGAGCAGUACUCCAAACGAUUCUACGAGUUCAUGUCCAACAUCUUAUCAUAGACUCAUCUCCCAUCUCCCGGUCCAGCCAGUCACUUCCUGUCAUAGAUCUGUCAAAUGCCACGCACUUAUUUCUCUUCUCCCUCACCUCAGUGUAGGUCCAUCUCCCCCCUGCCUCUCUACCCCCUUAAAAACAAAACAAAAAAACCCCAAAAAAACUACCAGUAUCCUCCCACAGCCAGGACCAGUCUGGCAGGAAGGAUGCACCGAGCCUGUUACAAUGUCCCCCCACACACACACACACACACCACCUCCCUGCCUCCCUCACCCACUGCGAGGGAAAACUCGUGAGACCCCUCACUGAAUUCGGAACGAGAUCCUGAUAAUCUCCCUGUUCUUUUAAAAUUUUUCUGCCUCCCAGUCCUCCUCAGCCACCUUGUUACUCCUCACGCCAGCACGGAAACUGUCUCACUAAUGCCUUGAACGAGUGUGUCAGCUUCAGCAGUUAACAGUCCGUUAGUACAGUCUCUUCGGUUUCUGUUCAUGUCGUUGUUCUUAUGAUUUCUAUUAGACACAAACACACAUACACAGAUGUAAGCAACUCGCACAGAUGCUGAAUGGUCAGAUUGCAUGACAAACUCUUCGACAGUCGCCAUCAGGCUUCUCUCUCAGUAACAACAAAAAAAUAAAAAAGUACUGCUGACAAAUUGACAAAACGACACGGGGAUAAACACAUUAAUAUAUAAUGGUGUAUUAAGUAAAUGAAUGCAAUAUCAAAAAUGCAUGGCUGAUGUGUACAUGAGACUCCACCAGUAAGUUGAAACAUCAAACCACUGAACUUAGCAUCUGAGUGUUACGACUAAAACGACAAAAGAGGAAAAAAAAAAUUGGUGUUUGAAUGUUACGUUGCCAUAUUGUUUUUGAAUAUUUUUGAAAUUUUAACUGUCAGCUUGGUGGAGGUUGGUAUAAGAAAAAGAAAUUCACAUAAAAAGAGGAAUUCUGCAGCAAAUACUUGUUUUAUUACCAUAAGGAUCAUUUUUAUAUCUUGUUUACAUUAAUGUAGCAAUUUUGUGUUUGUAUACAGUAUUGUUUUGUUACCAACAGACAUUAGAAAAAAUGGUUACUUGAAAAUGAUUCAUUGCAUAUUAAAGGGAGUUUUAUCUUG
Molecule: messenger RNA, 2904 nt
Organism: Siniperca chuatsi (mandarin fish)
Lineage: Eukaryota; Metazoa; Chordata; Actinopteri; Centrarchiformes; Sinipercidae
Product: phosphatidylinositol 5-phosphate 4-kinase type-2 beta
Exons: 10
Coding region: 564-1802 (412 amino acids)
Biological process (GO): phosphatidylinositol metabolic process
Molecular function (GO): phosphatidylinositol kinase activity
Source: RefSeq, a predicted model, not a curated record